This is a messenger RNA of Penaeus indicus, 980 nucleotides long. RefSeq lists its product as uncharacterized. The record is from RefSeq and is a predicted model, not a curated record. The transcript has 7 exons. Lineage: Eukaryota; Metazoa; Arthropoda; Malacostraca; Decapoda; Penaeidae. The coding region runs from base 55 to 873 and encodes 272 amino acids.
CUCAGUCAGAACUGAAGAGUCAGGCUGUGUCGACACGUGUGCGGAAGGCUCGCGAUGAAACCAGCGCUCAGUUCCUGCUUUUCCCUCCUAACUUGUGUACUGGCGUGCUGGGCUCUCAAUGGCACUGAGGAGAGCCUCUGCACGAAAGAGGCGUUAUGCGCAAGAGGCCUUGCAAUUCCGAUCGACGACCAGCUCCGCCAGGUGGCCGUGUGGACAGGAAACGGCAGCAGAUUGGAAAUUAACGGCCCAGGUGUGGAUCUCUUGACGAGCUCAGAAGGGAAAUGGCUUAACUUCACUGCAAUUCAGAAUGGUUCUGGGUACUGCGUUUCCUCCGAGGCAUUAGCGAAGGACUCUUGCGAUGAGGAUUUGAACCAUCUGCAUCUCUGGAGUUCCCGUGAGACCAAGUGGAAUCUAGAGCCUGCUAUCAUGACUUCCGGAUGCAGCCAAUACUACCUGCUUGGUAUCGACUUGGACCUGCACGAUUCGCCCACCAAGCUGCUCUGGCGGCCGGGCAAACGCGCCAUGAGCCUGCACUUGAAUUUAUGGGAAUCCAGACCUUUAAAAGUCUUCAGGAAAGCAGAUUCACAGCUUCAGUAUGACAUGACAAUUCGGCGUGCAUCUGGUGAUGCCCCCUGUGUUGUAACGAGUGCCACCCUCGAUGUGGCCCACAUUUGCCAGAUUAAUCAAAGAGAAAUAUAUGGAAUUACCAUUACAAGCUUAGACGACGACGGCAAACUGACUCCAAGCUACUUUUCCUUUGACUGUGAGGAUGACGCAGAUCAAGAUUCUGACUCCGAUAUGGACUUAGAAGUGUCAUUGGUCCUACUGAAUGUUAUCAUCUUAACUUUCCUACUUGGGACCGUCUUCAUUUAGGAAGCCAAGUCAUCAAGUUCCAUUGGAAAAUCAAGUCAUCAAGUUCCUUUGGGAAAUCAAGCCAUCAAGUUCCUUUGGAAAAUCAAGCCAUCAAGUUCCUUUGGAAA